AUGGUGUCAGAUGAUAAUUGGAUGAAGGAUGUCGGUGCAGCGAUCAGAUUCUGGCGCAUUCUUUUCUUGAAGGUAUGCGGCUGUUCCUUGGUAACAGGGGGACUACUUAUACUUUUUGAUUCGGGAAAGAUACUUUUAUCGCGGCUAUUGUCAUCUGGACCACUCACAUCCAUGCCCCAGCCAUUCCUGUAUUAUAUUGCAAUUGGAAUAAUAUCGUCGGGAUUAAUAAUUGUUGGUAUCGGAAUCAUCGGAUGUUGGGCGUCCUGCUUACAUAGCUACUUUUUACUAACGGUGUAUUUUCUUGUGAUAAUGGCAAUGUUGAUUGUGGAAUGUGCCGUAUACACUGUGUCGUGGGUAUGGCCUCAUUGCAUCGGGUUGGAUUUAAAUAAAGAUGAAUUAAUCAAAGCUUUGCAAAGUAAUUAUGGGGUUCCUGGACAGGAACAAUUCACGGCAGCCAUUGACUUAACACAAGCCAUUUUCAAAUGUUGUGGAGUGGUAUCUGCUAAUGAGUAUGAUACAUCACUGUGGAGACUGCAAAAUUUGGGUCCAAACAAACUAUCUGUUCCUUUUACAUGUUGUAUUUUAAAUAAUGUCGUCGAAGAACAAGCCUAUUUGAAUCCAAAUCCUAACAACGCUACUCUUUGUCAGGCAUUGGAAUCUACACGUCACGAAGGGUUCCGUUAUAAAAAGGGAUGUAUUGAACCACUUGAACAGUGGUAUAAACAACAAUAUGUGAUGUUUUUGGUUACCGGAUUGGUUGUUGUCCUUGUUGAAUUUUUAGUGCUACUGAGUAUUAUUUUUGCUUUUACAAAGAUUUGCCGUUAUAGGCAAGCGACCAAACUACGCAACGAUCGAUUGAGAAUUACGUACCCAAAAAUUUCCGAAAACGUUUACGAUGCGAGAUCUACAUUUAGGUUAGGAAAUGACAGUUACGCCGGCAUCAAUAACAGCUUUAAGAAGACUUAUGGAUUGGUGGACAAAACAUGAUGGUGGUUUAAGGCAAUCUUCUUGCCACACAAUACAUCUGUAUAUAAUGUUACAAAUAUUGAGGCCGAAUCAAUGAUUUGGUAAAAAAUAUGUAGAAUUUCAUACAUGAUAGAUAAGGUUUUUUUUGUAUUUCUGAUUCUGAUAUACUUUUUGUACUAUACCUACCAUCUACUUUCAUUCAAUAAAAAAUGUAAAGACUGUA
Messenger RNA from Photinus pyralis (common eastern firefly), 1189 nucleotides. RefSeq names its product tetraspanin-11. NCBI's taxonomy places the organism in Eukaryota, Metazoa, Arthropoda, Insecta, Coleoptera, Lampyridae. Gene Ontology annotation, cellular component: membrane. The record is from RefSeq and is a predicted model, not a curated record. Bases 1 to 987 code for a protein of 328 amino acids. The transcript is spliced from 6 exons.